UGAGGGCUUUGCGGUAGCCAUGUCGAUGCCUCUGGCUGUGGCGGUCGAGAACGGCCUCGGGGCGAAGGGAGCGGGGCCACCGGAGCCGCUGGAGCUGUGCGGUGCCUGCCGGGAACGGCUCAGCCCCCAGCGGGAGCCGUGGUUGCUGCCCUGCCUGCACUCCGUGUGCCGGGAGUGCCUCGGAACCACGCCGGGAGCCGCCGGCAGCGAGGGGCAGGUGUUCGAUUGCCCCGUGUGCCACCAGCAGUGUCCCCUCAGUGACAUCAUGGAGAACUUCUUCCUGCAGGACAGCGGGGCUGGGACAGCCUUGGGCCAGGGCAGUGGGCAGACCUGCACCAACUGCGAGGACAACGCAGCGGCCACCAGCUUCUGCCUGGAGUGUGCAGAACCGCUGUGUGACACCUGCGUGGAGGCCCACCAGAGGGUCAGGUACACCCGGGACCACACCGUGCGGGCCUUGGGCGGGCUGGGGCCGAGCCCGGGGCCGUGCCGCGCGCACCCGACGGAGCCGCUGGCUCUGUUCUGCAGCACAUGUGACACCCUCACCUGCCGGGCCUGUCACCUGGGCAGCCACCGCGACCACCCCUCUCAGCCCCUGGAGGACGCCGUGCGCCGGCAGCGCUCGGUGCUGGCCGCGCUGCUGCAACGCCUCAGUGACAAACACGCCGUGCUGCAGCGCUCCACCAAGGAGCUGCAUGCCUUCAUCCGGCGGGUGACAGACGUGCAGAAGCGCGUGCAGGUGGAGGUGAAGAUGGCCGUGCUGCAGAUCAUGAAGGAGCUUAACAAGCGUGGCAAGGUGCUGGUCAGCGACGCCCAGCGGGUGACCGAGGGGCGGCAGGAGCAGCUGGAGCGGCAGCACCGUGCCCUGAGCAGGGCGCAGCGGCAGCAGGAGCACGUCCUGCGCUUCGCGGCGCGAGCCCUCGACAGCCCCCACGGCACCGCCCUGCUGCUCUCCAGGAGGCUGAUCCACUCGCAGCUGCUCCGGGCACUCCGGGUCACUGUGGAGCCCCUGGAGCCCCAGGGGGACAUGAAAUUCCAGUGGGACCUGCAGGCCUGGACCAAGAGCGCCGAGAGCUUCGGCACCAUCAUUUCGGAGCAUCCCCUCCCCCCUUCGCUGAGCCCCCCGCCCUUGCUGAGCCCCCCCGCUGCCAGCCCCCGGGACCCCUCCCCCACCUCGCAGGCCACGGUGAUUAGUGGGGGACAGGUGACCCCCGAGCUGCUCCUGCAGGAGCAGGAGCCCCACUGGGCUCCUGAGAGCCCUGAGUGUCCCCCCCAGCUGUCCCCCCCCCACCUGGACCCACAGCCACCUGAGACCCCCGAACUGGCCACCAGCCCCCCUGAAAACAGCGUCACUGGAAUGAGGAGGAGGAAACCAGGGAGUUCUCCCAACGAGGAGAAGUUCGUUAAGAAGCUGCUCAUUAAGCGGAGGGGCCCCCCCGGGGCCCAGGACAGCCCCCGGCUCCCCAAGGUGCCGCGGGUGAGCCUGGAGCGCCUGGAGCUGGACCUGGAGCUGGACCCGGCGCAGCCGCCUAUGUUCCGCAUCUUCCCGGGGCCCUCGGCUGAGGAGUUCAGCGUCAUCGUCAUCGAGCAGGGGAGAGCGGGGACACCGGGGGCAGCAGGGACGAUGCAGCCACACAGAGCCUUCCCUGUCAAGGAGGAACAGCAGGAGUCGCCCAUCGGAGACAUCAGGGACACCAAACCUGUGGGGCUGCUGCCCCCUCCCCCAGGGGAGCCAGGCCCUGUCCCGGGCUCCUCCCCAGGCCUGGGGCUCCCGGUGGUCCCGGCAGGACUCCCGGUGGCCCCAGCAGGACUCCCAGUGGGGGUCCCAGGGCUCCUGGGGGUCUCAUGCUGCCGCGUGUGCGGCCAGGCCGGGGCCGUGGUGAUGUGUGAUUGCUGCCAGCGCUGCUUCCACCUGCACUGCCACCUGCCUGCCCUGCAGGAUGUGCCCAGCCCCGAGUGGACGUGUUUGCUGUGCCAGGAGCUGCCUCCACCCAGCCUGGACAUGGAGCAGGGGUCCCCCCUCAAGAUGAGCCCCCAGGACCAGCAGAGGUGCGAGUUCGUCCUCCUGGAGCUGCUGUGCCACGAGCCCUGCCGGCCCCUGCAUCGCCUCUCCAGCUCCCCGGAUGGCCGAGACGCCAUCGACCUCACGCUGAUGCGGGCACGACUGCAGGAGAAGCUGAGCCCCCACUACCGCAGCCCCGAGGAGUUCGCCCGCGAUGGCUGGCAGCUGCUGCGGCAGUUCCACCGCCUCACCGAGGUUUGGGGACCCCCUGAGGGUCUUGGGGGAGUUCUUGGGGGGAUCCAGCCUCUCUGGAAUUCCCCAUUUUUCCCCCAGGACAAGGCUGACGUCCAGUCAAUCCUGGAGCUGCAGCGUUUCCUUGAGAGCCGCCUCAGCGCCGUCUUCGGGGACCAGAAGUUCUCACGGCUCCUGCUGGAUCCCGAGGAAUCCCUGGAGAUGUUCCCAGUGUCCUAAUUCCCCCUCCCUGGGGGGCUGAAACCCCUCCCAGGACCCCUGUUUCCCCCUGGGUCCUGGUAUCUUCCCCCUCCACAGUUCUGUUUUCCCCCUGCACCCUGCCCCAGAGCCUUCCAGGACAUGGGGAUGUCCCUGUCCCCCUGAGGUCAGUUGGAAAAAUACAGACCUGUCUC
Cinclus cinclus is the source of this 2646-nucleotide messenger RNA. RefSeq names its product tripartite motif containing 28 (gene TRIM28). The record is from RefSeq and is a predicted model, not a curated record. The coding region runs from base 20 to 2473 and encodes 817 amino acids. Gene Ontology annotation, molecular function: protein binding; zinc ion binding; transcription corepressor activity. The transcript has 17 exons. NCBI's taxonomy places the organism in Eukaryota, Metazoa, Chordata, Aves, Passeriformes, Cinclidae.